Daldinia childiae is the source of this 561-nucleotide messenger RNA. RefSeq lists its product as uncharacterized. The coding region runs from base 1 to 561 and encodes 186 amino acids. The record is from RefSeq and is a predicted model, not a curated record. Gene Ontology annotation, molecular function: DNA binding. The transcript has 2 exons. Gene Ontology annotation, cellular component: nucleus; chromatin. Gene Ontology annotation, biological process: regulation of DNA-templated transcription. NCBI's taxonomy places the organism in Eukaryota, Fungi, Ascomycota, Sordariomycetes, Xylariales, Hypoxylaceae.
AUGGCGCCUACGAGACCUUCGCGCGCAGCCGCCAAGGAGAAUGGCACGACAGCUGAACCGGUAGCCGAUGAUGGAGCCCCAGUAAAGCGCGGCCGCGGUCGUCCCCCCAAAAAUGGUGUCUCGGCUCAAGUUAAGAAAGCUCCUUCGGGUCGCCCUCGUGGCCGUCCUCCCGGAAUCAAGAAAGCCGCCAAGCCUGCUCCAUCCAAGCCUGCCGCCAGCAGUGGUCCUGGUCGCCGUGGACGUCCUCGCAAGAGCGAUGCAAGCGUUACUACACCGAAAAAAGCUGCGACUCCCAAGUCUGCCGCAGCCAAGCCCUCUAGCACAGGAAAAGGACGCGGCCGACCACGCAAGAGUGACGUUUCGCCUGCCAACGAGCCCGAAGAGGAGGAGGAUGAUGAUAUUGAAGGAAAGGGCGAGGAUGAUGAAGAUGAGGCGGAUGAUGAUAUCGCGAUGGAUGACGAUGCUGAAGAUGACGACGCAGUCGAUGAUGGCGAUGCUGCUCCUGAAGAGGUAGGAUCACCCUUUUCGCACUUCCCCUUUAUGCACAGCUCUCGCUUUUGA